This is a messenger RNA of Aphanomyces invadans, 1769 nucleotides long. RefSeq lists its product as hypothetical. The transcript is spliced from 2 exons. Lineage: Eukaryota; Oomycota; Saprolegniomycetes; Saprolegniales; Verrucalvaceae. The coding region runs from base 633 to 1082 and encodes 149 amino acids. The record is from RefSeq and is a predicted model, not a curated record.
UCGCAAAUAGCAAAAUAUAUCUCCUUUAUGCGAAGCACACUACAGAGUCGAUCGGAGGCGGCGGUGCUGUUGCUUGAGUAGCUCUCUCCGCUCUUUGUCGUAAUACUCUUGGCGCGACUUGAUGUCCGAGUUUUGAGGUAGGUCGUGGAUGGACACGGUCAAGUUGUACCUGGAUUCGCCGGGGCCGUAGCCAAACACUCCAAUGUAUAGCGCCAUGUGCUUGGCGUGUCGAGGAAAGUCGGGAAGGUAUGUCGGCAGCGCAACGUGAUCGUUCCCGGGGUUUUGUGCAAUCCAUGACGAUUUGCCCCGCUGGGGCAGUGGGUUGUCUGCGGACAGGUACAUGUUGGCGUCGCCCGUGAUCGACGUCAGGUUGAUGUGGACAACGUGUUGGUGCUCGUGUCGCGCAAUGCAAACUUGAUAAAACAUGUACUCGUCUUCUAAGACUGUGUUGUUGAAUGCCAUGUGGGGCAAGAGUCGGGAGCCACCGCCAACGACCGUCUGGGAGAUCGAUUGCUCCUCCAGAGCAAUGGACGAGUCAGCCAUCAAGACAAACUCGUCGAAACCUGUGCACCAGUUGGCCGCUUCCGUGUCCUCCUCCAUCGCAGGUGUCGCGACGGCAGGAGUAAGGCUCCAUGAAGUGCUUGUCAGAAGGCAUACCACGGCGGAGGCGAACUGCACGGACCGUCGCGGCCGCACCCGCCACCUUCGCCCCAUCGAAGACGCAGAAAACCGCUGUUGCACAAUUUGAGCAUUUUUCUGAUUUAUUCCGAGGAGUCAGUCACUCCAUGAAAGGUCGUGAAGUCGAGGCGUCUUCGCUGGCAGUCGCGCUCAACACGAGUCGACGGCACCACGAUGACUACAUCCAACUGGACUACGCCCGAUUUCGAGGCCCCCACGACGCCGACAUGUCGGCCUCGCUCGUGUUUAUACGUCCGGUGGCUGGUUCGUCUCCGUGGAUCGAGGCAUGGAAAGUUGCAAGUUCGUUUCGACGUUUCAAGUUUGAUUCGUCCACCGCGAGGAACGCGACUCGGUCCAGACAACACGGUGCGCAGGCUUUCGCUCGAAGGAACUUCGCGACGUGAGUUGGUGGAACGGGAUGAGAUGUGAAGGGGACCAAAAGUACCGCACGAGAUCCCAACGACAAGGGAGCAGCGCGCCGUUGCGGGGAUGCUGGACGUCGGCAUUUCUGUUCAGAAAUAAGGUUGCCCACCGUCGACAUGGAACGUUUGAGGGCGAUUGAUACUGUUCGAGGAUCAUAGCAAAACUGAUUCAAGUGCUGCGCGCGUUGAAUGCGACGUCGAGCUUUGAAGUGCAUGGAACGCGCUGAACGCAAAGGACAACCGUGCGAGGUGGCUCGUGGCAAUUAAAUAUGGCAAUGUCUACCCUUUGCUGAAGUUACGACAGAAAGUACUGGAGCAGCUCAAUGUCGUGCGCCUCGAGCAUCGUGUCGUCCGGGACACUCCACGAAAACGUACUUGCGGCGAAUACCUGGUCGUCCGGGCUGUUGGGACUUCGGCACCAUGGUUGGUGGUGGUGCGUGGCAGGUGUCUGGAUCAUCACGUGCGGUUCUCUCGCCUCGACUCGUCGGGGGUCUCGUCGACCAGCGUGCUUCGAUAUGGGCUUAGAUUCUGCGGGUUGCGUCGGAGUCGCAACGAGUUGACAAUUCGGCAUCGGAGGGCGACGGGCGAAAUGUUAAAAUGGCGAUGCGCGCGCGCGCGGGAUGUGGUGCUCGCCUCGUCAACCUCGCCAGACCGUCGUGUAGUCGUAAU